This is a messenger RNA of Misgurnus anguillicaudatus (oriental weatherfish), 3201 nucleotides long. It is a transcript of the gene rap2aa, whose product is annotated as RAP2A, member of RAS oncogene family a. NCBI's taxonomy places the organism in Eukaryota, Metazoa, Chordata, Actinopteri, Cypriniformes, Cobitidae. The record is from RefSeq and is a predicted model, not a curated record. Gene Ontology annotation, molecular function: GTP binding; GTPase activity. Gene Ontology annotation, cellular component: membrane. Gene Ontology annotation, biological process: Rap protein signal transduction.
ACGUUCAGCUUUUCCUUUACGGCAACGACAACCGGUUCGUUUUGACUCAAGCGGAAAUCGGUUGUGGUGUAUGUGCGCGCACUCGUGGGCGCGGUCUGAGGCAGUCGGGCGGCUAUUGGGUGUCUCGCGGAUCCGUUAAACGACGAAAGCGCGUCUGUACGGAGGCCGAGAGGCGCGGCGCUGUGGCGGAUCCCGAUCCCCACCCGUGAGCAUGGCGCCUCAAUGAAGACCGGAGAGAGCAAAGACAGGCGGAAAACUAAUAUGCUUUAAAUAACGGGUUAAGAACGAACUUCGCCCCUAACGGAGACAGUCGACGGGGCUUCUGUGUGCGGUUUUCUUGAUCUCCCGUAGGAUGGUGAGCUGAGCAGAUGAAAGCGCAAGUUAUCGGUGAACGCAUCCGUGCAGUUGUUGAAUUGUAGGCGCGCGUGGGCCGCCGGUGCACCGGGAUCAUGAAGCGCUGCCGCGGGACGCUUGUCUUUGUGCGAGGCGCGUUCAUGUCGGCGGACAGACGCGUUUAAACGCGCUAACAUGACUGUCAGUUUCAUGUCGAGUGCACUGUGAGUUUAUUUGGCUUUUUAUCCGUUCAGGCCGGAGAGAUGCGCGAGUAUAAAGUGGUGGUGCUCGGGAGUGGCGGGGUCGGUAAAUCCGCCCUCACCGUGCAGUUCGUGACCGGGACGUUUAUCGAGAAGUACGACCCGACCAUCGAGGACUUUUACCGCAAGGAAAUCGAGGUGGACUCGUCGCCGUCGGUGCUGGAGAUCCUGGACACGGCGGGCACGGAGCAGUUUGCGUCCAUGCGGGACCUGUACAUUAAAAACGGUCAGGGCUUCAUCCUGGUCUACAGUCUGGUCAACCAGCAGAGCUUUCAGGACAUCAAACCCAUGAGAGACCAGAUCAUCCGAGUGAAGAGGUAUGAGAAGGUGCCUGUGAUCCUGGUUGGGAAUAAGGUGGAUCUGGAAAGCGAGAGGGAGGUGUCGGUGAGAGAGGGGCAGGCGCUGGCCGAGGAGUGGGGCUGUCCUUUUAUUGAGACUUCUGCCAAGAGCAAGACAAUGGUGGACGAACUCUUCGCCGAGAUCGUACGACAGAUGGACUACGCAGCCCAGCCGGACAAAGAUGAUCCGUGUUGCUCCUCCUGCAAUAUACAAUAACCCCCCUGACACUGAACACACAUUACUGUAGCUUUAUUAGACUUUUCCUGUCUGCAGUUUUUCAUCGUUCUGUAUCUACAGACUCACAGUAAUCUUAAGCAUUUGUUUGUCACUUUAAAUUCAUGAUGGCUGAGACACAGAAGAGCGCUUGCCUUGGGUUUCACCGGAUACUUUUGUGUGGAUGACUUGAACUUUUUUUUAUUGUGUUGGUAGUUUUAUCAGAAUUUUAGAGGGCGAGAGAGACUCUUAAACCUAAGCCUGGUUUAUAGAAAGGUUUUUUAUUAAAAUAAAAAUACUUUGUCCAGUCCCAGCUUAAAGAAAUACUCCACUUUCUUAAAAAAAUCCUGAUAAUUUUUCUCACCCCCAUGUCAUCCAAAAUGUCAAUAUCUUUCUUUGUUCAGUCGAGAAGAAAUUACGUUUUUUGAGGAGACAUUCUAGGAUUUUUCUCAAUUUAAUGGACCCCAACAGUUUACAGUUUAAAAUUGCAGUUUCAAAGGGCUCUAAACGAUCCCAAACGAGGCAUAAGGGUUUUAUCUAGCCAAACCAUUUUAAUUUUCAGCAAGAAAAGUAAAAAAUAUGCACUUCUAAACCACAACUUCUCAUCUUGCACUAGCCGUGUGAUGAGCCAGCGUGACCUUACGUAUGAACAAAGAAAGAUAUUAACAUUUUGGAUGACGUGGGAGUGAGUAAAUUAUUGGGAUUUUCUUUUUAAAGGAUUAGUCCAUUUUCUAAAAAAAAUCCAGAUAGUUUACUCACCACCAUGUCAUCCAAAAUGCUGAUGUCUUUCUUUGUUCAGUCGAGAAGAAAUUAUGUUUUUUGAGGAAAACAUUCCAGGAUUUUGACCUUUCCACGUCAUUUUGCAAUUACGUGAGGUCGCACUGGCGCGUCACAGAACUGGAGAUAGACGAGAGGUUGGGGUUUAAAAGUACAUAUUUUUUAUUUUUCUUGUCAAAAAUGACAAUCGUUUUGCUAGAUAAAACCCUUAUGCCUCGUUUGGGAUCGUUUAGAGUCCUUUGAAACUCUGUUGAAACUGCAAUUUUAAACUGCAUUAAAACUGUUACGUGUUGGUGUCCAUUAAAGUCCAUUAAAAUUAGAAAAAUCCUGGAAUGUUUUCCUCAAAAAACAUAAUUUCUUGUCGACUGAACAAAGAAAGACAUCAACAUUUUGGAUGACAUGGUGGUGAGUGGACUAAUCCUUUAAGAAGGUGGAGUAACUCUUUGGCCAGUGACGGAUGGGAGGAUUUUUUUUUUUUGAUGCAAAUAACACUGACAUUUUACACACUGUUAUCUCUAAUGAUUACAUUGUAAUGAUUGUUUUAUUAGAGAAACACUUUCUCAAAAUCAUCUGCUUUUCUUUAGUUUCAUGCAGGAGUAGAAAGCCACAAAUGUAUACUUCAUGGAUUAUAUAAACCUAAAAUGUUUUGCAGUAUGUGAUUGUAUGACAGGGUGCUAUCUUACAGUUUUUGUCUAAAUGCUUUCCUUUUUUAUGUACAGUCAGACAUAAGGUAUACUUACUUUUUACUUUACGUUUUUUUUACUUUGAACCAUAUUACAAGUAUUUAAUUUCCAAGUAAAAGUUGGAAUUUCAAAGUUUCCAGGUUAAAUGCAGCACAGCAGUGUUUGUGUAGAUUUGAAGUGAACUUUUAAAUUUCCGCUCUAUAAUUAUUAUAUCCUGUGACUUUACAGGGCUCUCUCUCGCUCUCACACGAGUCUCUGUAACAUCUCGGUCCUCUUUCUUCAUUUGUUUUUCUCAAUAUUCUGCCAUGGUUUUGUGGCUCAUUAAUGCCGAUGUUGAUUAUUAGUGGACUGUAAAUACAUUUGUACAGAGGUGGCCAGUUUUCUUUGUAACCUCUUCGUGGUUGAUCUUAAGUUUAGACCUCAAGGCCGAACAGAGAGAUUAUGGAGACGGAUGGUGUGUAUGUGUUUUAAUAGAGAGCUCUGAGUCAGUAUUGAUUUUAUAUUUUUUUAUGUGUACGUGUGCUUAACUCUCAUGAAUGACUGAACGUUGACACUUUUGUUUGGCACCUAAAUAAAGUGCAUUCAACACACGCAAA